Messenger RNA from Vigna radiata var. radiata (mung bean), 2383 nucleotides. Its product is annotated as FGGY carbohydrate kinase domain-containing protein. The coding region runs from base 630 to 2009 and encodes 459 amino acids. The record is from RefSeq and is a predicted model, not a curated record. The transcript is spliced from 16 exons. Gene Ontology annotation, biological process: carbohydrate metabolic process. NCBI's taxonomy places the organism in Eukaryota, Viridiplantae, Streptophyta, Magnoliopsida, Fabales, Fabaceae. Gene Ontology annotation, molecular function: phosphotransferase activity, alcohol group as acceptor; kinase activity.
CUUACCGCUGUCCAAUCUGCGACCAUACCACGGAGGAGAUUACUCAUAAUCAGAAUCAGCGCGAUGAUCCAUGAAUGCUGACAAUCGAUAUUGGAAAUAUCUGACAGGCAAAUCAGAACAAAGAUAAAUAGAGACAAAGAUAAAGCUAUCUAUAAUGUCCGACACAAGAAGGGUUUCUUCCGAUACACAAUAUCCCCCUUUAGAAAUGGCGGCUGCUUCCUCUCUCGACAAGCCUUCUCGUUCGGUAUUCCUCGGCGUCGACGUUGGCACCGGCAGCGCUCGUGCAGUUUUUACCUGUUCAGUUGCUAAACAGUGACGGGUGGCUACUGAGGAUGAAACUAGCAUUAGGAGCAAUGAGCACUUAAACCCUGUCUUUUUGACAAGAAAGGAAAGCUUCUUGGUUUGUCAAGCAGUCCGAUUCAGAUAUGGAAAGAUGGUGCCUUUGUUGAGAUAUAUGGCUUGCAGUUUGUGCAGCUGUAAAAGCAGCUUGCUCUAAAGCUAAAGUUGCACCAACAGAAGUACAGGGUCUGGGAUUUGCAGCUACUUGUUCUCUUGUUGCAGUGGAUUCUGACAGCUCACCUGUUUCGGUUUCCUUGAGUGGUGAUUCAAGAAGAAAUGUUAUUGUAUGGAUGGAUCAUAGAGCCGUGGACCAAGCUGAAAGGAUCAAUUCCUCUAAAUCACCUGUAUUGGAGUAUUGUGGUGGAGCUGUUUCACCAGAAAUGGAGCCUCCUAAGCUUCUAUGGGUUAAAGAAAAUUUGCAAGAAUCCUGGUCAAUGGUUUUCAGGUGGAUGGACUUGAGUGAUUGGUUGUCAUACAGGGCUACCGGGGAUGAUACUCGCAGUCUAUGCACCACUGUUUGUAAAUGGACUUAUCUGGGUCAUGCACACAUGCAGCAUGUCAAUGAUAACAACUCUCGAGAUAUGGAAGCUUGUGGAUGGGAUGAUGACUUUUGGGAGGAAAUUGGUUUGGGUGAUCUUGUUGAAGGACAUCAUGCUAAGAUAGGACGAAGUGUUGCUUUCCCUGGCCAUCCUCUGGGUUCUGGUCUUACUCCAACCGCAGCAAAGGAGUUGGGUCUGGUACCGGGAAUUGCUGUUGGAACAUCACUAAUAGAUGCUCAUGCUGGUGGCGUGGGGGUAAUUGAAAGUGUGCUACCAUCAGAAACUGAAGAACAUGACAAGGAAGCUAUUUGCAAUCGUAUGGUGUUAGUUUGUGGAACUUCUACAUGCCAUAUGGCAGUAUCCCAGAAGAAAUUGUUCAUUCCAGGGGUUUGGGGUCCAUUUUGGUCAGCAAUGGUACCAGAAUAUUGGCUAACUGAAGGUGGGCAGAGUGCUACUGGUGCAUUAUUGGAUCAUAUAAUCGAAAGUCAUGCUGCUUCUACACUCCUUGCAAAUCGAGCUGCUUCCCAAGAUAUUUCAGUGUUUGAGCUUCUGAACAAGAUGUUGGAAACAAUGAGAGUUGAGCAGAACCUAUCCUUUGUUGCUGCCUUGACCGAAGAUGUACACGUGCUUCCUGACUUCCAUGGAAAUAGGUCACCCAUUGCAGAUCCAAAAGCAAAAGGUGUCAUCUAUGGUUUGACACUUGACACAAGUGAGAAACAGUUAGCUCUCCUUUACCUGGCAGCUGUGCAGGGCAUUGCAUAUGGCACACGUCACAUUGUAGAGCAUUGCAAUGCUAACGGUCACAAAAUCAACACACUACUUGCGUGUGGUGGCCUUUCAAAGAAUUCUAUCUUCAUGCAAGAACAUGCUGAUAUUAUUGGUUGCCCCAUAAUUCUUCCGAGGGAAAGUGAAUCUGUGCUCUUAGGUGCGGCUAUUCUGGGUGCUGUUGCUACAAGGAAAUAUCAUAACCUUAGGGAGGCCAUGAAAGCCAUGAAUGCACCUGGCGAGGUCAUUCAUCCAUCUAAGGAUCCAAAGGUCAAAAAGUACCAUGAUGCCAAAUACAAGAUCUUCCGUGGCCUUUAUGAACAGCAGCUCUCUUAUCGUUCCAUGAUUGCCGAAGCCUUAUCAUAGCAUUGCUGAAUAUUUUAUUCAAAGCGCGAAUUGAGGUGCUCCUUGCAAAGUUUUCAUAUUCAUGCCCUCAAGAAUGAAUGUUUUAGGAUAGAGAAAGAAACUAUGGCCAGAAUAUUACCAGUUAGACGAAUAUUUUCAUGGUUGUAUUUUUGUGGUAGGUUAGACAUUGAAAAAUUCAGAAAUACAACGAAAAAUAAUCCCCGAUAUCGGCGUUAAAAUUCUAAAAGAAAUUUUAUGUCCAGUCCCACUGAUAGCUUGUAGGUUACUGUACAAAUAUAGCCAGUUUGAUGAUACUUUACUAACAUUAUUUUUCUAUAUAAUGUACCAUAUGAUUUUUUAGAAUUCUUGGAACCCUCAUCAUGGUUUCAUAACUU